GUGUAUGGUUUAGAAAAUACACUCAGAAGGAAGCAGUUGAGUUGGGACUUGUUGGAUGGGUAAGGAAUACAGACACAGGAACGGUCGAAGGAGUUGCCCAAGGAGAGAAAGACAAAAUAGACCCAUUCAAAUAUUGGCUUCAAUAUAAGGGCUCACCGCAUUCUCGAAUUGACAAAGCAAACUUCAAAUUGAGUGAGAUUGUAAGAUUAGAAUUCGAGGAUUUCAGUGUUAAACCAUAA
This is a messenger RNA of Paraglomus brasilianum, 239 nucleotides long. Lineage: Eukaryota; Fungi; Glomeromycota; Glomeromycetes; Paraglomerales; Paraglomeraceae. The record is from the annotation of a GenBank genome assembly.